UCAGGAAGCCGUUUGCUAAAGCGCAACUGUCCAAACUUUGACAGGAAGAGUUUUGAGCCCGUCAUCAGACUGUUCGGCAGGCGUUAUUAGGGGAUAAAAAAAUGCAGAGCAGCGCUUACGGGGCCUCUCUGGCCGGCGGUGCGUUUGAUAUAGCGAGCUUUGUCAGACAGCCUCAGACCAUUCUGCGCUGUCUGAGCUGGUUAUUUUCCAUUGUGGUCUUUGCGACCAUCACAGCUGAAGGCUACAUUAACCCAACAACUAAGGAUGAAACCAAGUGCAUGUUCAACAGCAAUGACAGCGCCUGCAGCUACGGGGUGGGAAUUGGAGUCCUGGCCUUCUUGGCUUGUGUUAUCUUCCUAGUACUGGACGCCUACUUCCCUCAGAUCAGCAAUGCCAAAGAGAGAAAAUACAUUGUUAUAGGAGAUUUUGUCUUCUCAGUGGUUUGGACAUUCCUGUGGUUCAUCUGCUUCUGUGUCCUGGCCAACCAGUGGUCCAAAACCACUGUCAAUCUCAGUUCUGUCCCUGCUGAUGCUGCCCGGGCUGUUGUGGCCUUCUGCUUCUUCUCCAUCAUCUCCUGGGCUCUCUUGUCCUACUUUGCGUAUGCAAGGUAUCGUCAGGGUGUGAGUGAGUUUGAUCAGGAGUACAGAGACCCAGCCAACGACCACACUACUCCAUACCCGCCCGCUCCGUACGCGAGUGGCUCUACUGGCUACCAGCAGUCACCUUUCUCCCACAGUCAGGAGCAGCCAGGAACGUAUCAGCCUCCACCUUUUUGAAGGACUUUGAUUCAAA
Messenger RNA from Toxotes jaculatrix (banded archerfish), 792 nucleotides. It is a transcript of the gene syngr2a, whose product is annotated as synaptogyrin 2a. Bases 102 to 776 code for a protein of 224 amino acids. The transcript is spliced from 4 exons. NCBI's taxonomy places the organism in Eukaryota, Metazoa, Chordata, Actinopteri, Toxotidae. The record is from RefSeq and is a predicted model, not a curated record. Gene Ontology annotation, cellular component: synaptic vesicle membrane; neuromuscular junction.